Messenger RNA from Torulaspora globosa, 1968 nucleotides. RefSeq lists its product as uncharacterized. The record is from RefSeq and is a predicted model, not a curated record. The transcript has a single exon. Lineage: Eukaryota; Fungi; Ascomycota; Saccharomycetes; Saccharomycetales; Saccharomycetaceae. Bases 1 to 1968 code for a protein of 655 amino acids. Gene Ontology annotation, biological process: regulation of lipid storage. Gene Ontology annotation, cellular component: endoplasmic reticulum.
AUGGGUCCUAACUCUGUUUCAACUAGUAACAGGUCGAUCAAGAGCUCCACGCAGUCUGGGAAUAUAGUUGGUCGUGAUUCUGGAGUAUUUGAGCCUAUGAGUAGUGACAACUCACGGAACAACCCGCCAAUGGGUCCCAGAGAGGAGCAACAACCAUUGUUACAAGAAGGAGAUAUUCCGCAAAUACAAGAAGGAGCUACUCCGCAAAAUAAGCCGUCGCAUAGGGCUAUAGGCGUACAACCGAACCCGAAUUCAGAUGUCGAUGAAGGGAACGUGGAAAGGGCUCAGUCAGAAUCAUACCUGCAGAGGCGACUCUACAGAGUGCAUAGACAGUAUCGGCUGUUUGUUCACAACGCGAGAUGGGUGCUCAAUAUAUUGCUUGUGAUCAAUACCAUCUUUCUAGUAGGCACUCUGAUAAAUGAUUUCUUUUUCGACAUUAAUUUCUUUGGCAGCCACAAUCGUCUCAAUAACUUCAAUGAUUUCACGCUGCUAUUCAUCUCAAUAAUUGCCAAUGCUUUCAACUUGUGGUUCAACAAACUGGGGUUAUACUCAUCGCUCGAUUAUGUUCUUAAUAUCGUUUUAUGCCUUUUGACUCUCAUCAAUCUGGAAUUCAUCUAUCUGGUCGCUUACACUCGUCGGAGAAUCGGAUUCAUUGGUACAUUCAUAUACUUGUGGGCAGCUUUUUCGUUUUUCGUCGGUGUGGUCUUGGAUUGGUAUCUGCUGGACUAUAAUAAGCAAAUCAAAGAGCCCUUUGAGGACGGCGAAAAUGAGGAAACAGAACAGGCUCGUGUGGCAACGCGCCAGGGGAUCUCAGACAUUUCAGGUAGACAUACUUUGAGCGAAUGGGUAAUAAUAGGAGUCAGAAAUAUCGUUAAAUCCCUCCUCUUGGUGUUCUUCAUCUUGUUCACAUUCAAUACAUUACUUUCGGCUUGGGAUAUACAUCGAGUGACUCGUAGAAUGGCCGACGUUAGCGCAGAAGCUGCAUCAUACGAUGCUUUCCAUUGGGUUGAUGACAAUCAUUCCUAUAAGUUGCAUAUUAGAUGCUAUGGUGACGUGUUUGACGAUGAUCAGGAGGUUGAGGACGAGAAGAAGCAAGCGAUCUUGCUUUACGAGCACGGCGGAUUCGAUACUGGUUAUCUUUCUGCAACGUGGAUACAGGAGUUAUACCAUCUGAAUAGGAUACAGAGGUACUGCACCUAUGAGAGACCUGGGUACGGUCUAAGCGACUCCGCACCAGCACCAACUUCGAUCGCAAUGGUAGCGGACUCUUUGAAGCAUGCGCUUCUGAACGAAGCCAAUAUCAAAGGACCAUUUGUGACCGUCGGCUACGAUGUCGGUGGACUGUUCACACAAGUGUUUACUGCAAAGAACCUUGAUCUUAUAGACGGAAUGAUGCUCGUCGAGUCUUGGCAUGAGGAUCUGCUAUUGAAAAACUACUUGCAGCGGUUGCUACCACCAGAACGUGGCGGAGACGAUGAUGACGAUGAUCAACCAGGCAGAGAUCCCGAAGAUCUAAGUCGGCUGCCACGGGAGAUACGAAGGUAUAGUGAAUGGAAGGUCUGGUGGCAUGGUCUGUGGUCGACGAUUGGAAUCAAGUUACAGACUUCAUGGCUGUUGGCCCAUCACGGCUCUAAUGAACGUAUUUAUGGUCGUGACAUGCAGUACCAAGGAAAAUUCUUGCGUGGGAAGUUCUUGGAGACUGUUACAAGCUCUUUAUUGAGCUACAAGGACGUGGUUAAUUAUAAGGAGAAACUGAAGAACGUAAAAACAAGCAUUGUGAGCUCUAAGGAAAUGGCCAAGAAAUCUCCGCAAUGGGGUAAUUGGCAGCGUGAGCUAUCUAAGAUUUCGUCGAGAACUCAAGAAUGGAAAGUUGUCGAUGGUGGCCAUGAAGUUUACAAGUAUGGCCUUGGCAAGCAACAGGCUCAAGAUGUAUUAUUACGGUUGAUUGGUGAAAAAGAUAAAUAUUGA